Molecule: messenger RNA, 2357 nt
Organism: [Torrubiella] hemipterigena
Lineage: Eukaryota; Fungi; Ascomycota; Sordariomycetes; Hypocreales; Clavicipitaceae
Source: the annotation of a GenBank genome assembly
AAGACGAGCGCGCCCAUCAGGCCCCGUUUGCCCCCUCUCGCCCACCGCGGGACCGCUCCACCAAACCCCAGAUUCACUAGUGAGCGCCGGUCAGGAACGCGGCAAACCUUACGCUCGCCUUUGUCGCCAAAAGCCUGCAGAGACCGUGUGGCAGAGAUUUGACCAUGGCAUUCAGACGAGCGCCAUUGGCCAGAGUUCGUCUCAAUUCCGUGGCUGCCCGCUCGACGCCGUUGCAAGAUCACCGCUCGUCAAUCGCCCCAACUCUGUCGUGCUGGAGAUUACUCGCUACCCACUCCGCAUCCACAGCGCACACGACACAUUCGCCGUCAGAGCCAAUCCGUCAAUACGACGAUUCGCUGCUCAGCAAGGUUCUUGCCGCUAUAUAUUCGCGAGACUAUGGUCAAUUGCGCAACCGGUUUCUCAAAUGGAUUCAGACACUCGCCAACCCAGAGGCCAAACAUCACGGCGAUGCCAUGAGAGAGGUCCAGGGCAUGGCCAGUGCCACGUUUUCCGAGGUUCUGCGAAACUUGGACCCCGCGAAUAACCAUGAGCUGGAUUCCGCGCAAGGAAUCGCUAUUUCGCAAGGCCUGGCCAGAUUUUCAGACGCAGGUAAACUUGUGGACGAGUUUGGCGUGCGACGGCAUCACCGCGACGUCCUCCGAGGCGUCCAGCUUCUCCUCUCCAUUCGCCGCCUGUCCGAGCAGGCCCUGACUACCGCCGACUACGAAAUCCUAAUCCGCAUCGCCGGCACCGCUGUUGACAGGCAGGCUGCCAAGGAAUUUUGGACAGCCAUGGUGGGCGACGGCCUGCGAGAUGCGCGAACCGCCCAGACUUGGAACGAAUUUAUAAAAUCCCGGUUCAUGACCGAGCCUGCGUACUACCAGUUUGACCGGUCCCGCGUUGCCGUGCUCGCGCGCGACUUGUAUCGCAACCAAGCACCCAUGCCCAUGGCGACUCUCAAGAGGCUGGAUAGAAUGCGUUUCGCCAUCAACGCAAACACACAGCUCCCGUUUAACCGCCGCCGCGACGAACCGGGCGAGGACAUCAGACGACUGCUCCGCCACAGACAAGACUAUCGCGGCUACAGCAGCCACUGGAUCCGCGCGCAGUACUACGGUCACGAAAUGAACCAAGACUUGCUCUGCACAUCGCUCAAGGCGUUUUCACGCUCCAGCUCUCUGACAGCCAUCAAAGAGCUCAUUCUCAAGCCGUACUACAACAUUAUGAUUGAAGACGGCGAUAUCCCUGGUACAUACAACAUCACAGGCGGCCGCAAAUUCAGCGCCAACCACCCUCUCCGGCCAACCACGGAGCUGCUUAACGCACUCACCGAUUCGCUCGGAUCCAUGGCGCAGAUCUCGCUCGCUACGCAACUCCUAUACCACUUCUCAGUCACCUACGAUCUCCCCGUCCCUCAUACAGUAUGGUCCAACCUCCUCAACUGGACUUACCUCAAUGCGUCUAAACCCUUUGCUUCGAUGCGUGCAGCGAGCGGCAACUACCCUUCUACCACAAUCACGGCCGCCGAUGUCCGCGCCACCUGGGACGCCAUGACAUCCGCCCCGAACAAUAUCAUCCCCUCUAUUGACGACUACCGCAUCUACCUCAAGACCCUCAUUGCCCAGCGAUCCUUCUUCAAAGCUCUCAGCGUUCUCCGCGACAAUAUCAUCCCACACUACCGCCUACUUUCGGACAACCACGAUGCAGCGCUAGCCGAUGAAGUUUUACAAACCGAUGCUUCGCCGACUCCCAUAUCUGCUGACGUUUCGCGGCGCCGUGCUCGUGCUGCCGUUCUCAAAGACGCAGCGCACCACGAGAUUGCAUCUGCUCUGGUGCAGCUGCUACAGGCCACUUCCGGCUCACGCACAUACCGCGAGUCGGCUGUAACCACGGCUGAAUUACCCAACCUAGUUGCUGAAUUUGCAGAGUUUCUCCCAGAAAAGGUGCGCUACCGCACAGCCCAGGGAUCUGUGGUCUUAGAACGACCUGGAGCUGAAGAGGGCAAAAUUCUGCACUGGCGAAAGCAGACUCGCACCACAUUGCCGCAGAAGCUAGCAGGUAUCUAUGCCAGGAAUGUCGAAGGAUCCGAUCAACCAGACUUUGAGUACCCAGAGGUGCGAAGCAUGAAUAUCCAGGAGUGGGUGCCAGUACCUAGACGACGACUUGGUAGACUCACAAAGCCAGGUCAAAGCCCCAACUGGUGGCAGGCUAUAGAAGAUGAAUCAUUUGCAUAGACAAAUUAGCGAUGCUUUUUAGUGUGUUUACUUGUAUACAAGAGCAUUUUACAGUAUAUACAGAGUCAUAGAUGUACAAGCGAAAAAGUAUCAAGAGAAAUAAAUAAGAAGCAUUAGAAAUCG